Molecule: messenger RNA, 2794 nt
Organism: Drosophila obscura
Lineage: Eukaryota; Metazoa; Arthropoda; Insecta; Diptera; Drosophilidae
Gene: ast
Product: protein asteroid
Exons: 2
Coding region: 99-2687 (862 amino acids)
Source: RefSeq, a predicted model, not a curated record
CCAAACGGUCACACUGCACUGCAACACGCGCUCGAUACAGCUGAGGAAAAAAUACAAAUAAACAAAAUUGGAAUCAGCAAGCAACAAGUGCAGGGAUUAUGGGAGUUCGCGGCCUUACCAGCUAUAUAGCGCAGCGCGCUGAGAUCUAUCUGAAGCCGUACGAGCUGCACUCCACAGCCCUGGUCAUCGAUGGGGACAACUUGGCCUGCAAUCUGUACAAAGAUGUAACCGGCUGCUACUCGGCCUUUGGUGGGGACUACGACGACUUCUAUCGCGCUGUGGUGCAGUUCUUUCAGGUCCUAGACGAGUGCAGCAUCCGUCCCUAUGUGUUGAUGGACGGUGGCUACGAGGAGCGCAAAUUGCGAACCGUCGGCAAGCGACUGAGGGGCAAAAUCUCCGUCAUCAAGAGGAUCAAUCCGAAUGCGUCCAUUACGCUGUUUCCGCUGCACCUCAAAGAGGUAUUUGUGGAUGCCGUCAGAGACUGUGGAGUGCCCAUCAUGCGCUGCGUAUUCGAGGCGGAUGACGAACUGGCGGCCUUGGCCAGGAAGCUCAACUGCCCGGUGCUCUCGUACGACUCGGAUUUCUACAUCCACAACGUCAAGUACAUCCCACUGAUCACGCUCACCGUCAAGGUGCUGACCAAGCAGGUGAAGCAGCACUCCAAGCCGAAGGAUGCCCGCGACUUGCGUCGCGCCCAGGCCAAGCACAUGGAAAAGCGUACAAAAGCCGGCAAAAUUGUUGGCGGCAUACAGACCACAGCUCCGUCUGCGGCUGCAGCUGCAGCAAAGCCUGGCAAGACCUACAACUAUCUGGACUGCUGCAUCUACCGCGUGGAGCAUCUGUGUGGCCGUGGUACGCUCAGUGCGGAGAAGCUGCCGCUGUUUGCCGCUCUGUUGGGUAACGACUACAUAGCCCGUUCUGCCUUCAGGAACUUCUUUGCCGCCGGAAUGGGCAAAGCGGGACGCAGCAAGAAGUUGAAGCAGCAACAGCGACGCAUUCGCGUGACCCUUCAAUGGCUGCGCGGCGAGACAGCAGAGUCCGCCCUGGGCAAGGUUCUUUCCAGGCUGAAAAAGUCGCAAAGGGAUUCGCUGGUGGCGCAGGUGAACGCAGCCAUUGAGGGCUACUCCAAUGAGCUGUGCCAUGCCUACGACUUUUUUGAGGAUCACUACGAGAAUGCCUUCCCCUACAUCGAGCCAGUCAGCGAGGAAGAACAGAGCGACGAAGAAGGUCCGCUGGGCUUGGAUGAGGAUUUGUCAGACGUAGAAGAAGCAGAGGAGGAGCAGCAGCAGCCGCACGAAGAGAACGAGGCAGCAACCGGGGACAACAAAGCGCAAUCAAACAGCGAUGAAGAUGAAGGUGAAGAGGAAACAGAGGGCGGCCCCGAACUGGAAGUGGAAGAUAAAACUCUGCUGUUUCCGCAAUGGUUCCUGGACAAACUCUAUCCGGUGCAUUUGUCCCGCUUCUUUGUGGACCUGCUGCAUCUGCGCAAGUACAUAAACAACCCACAGAUCGAGCACUUUCCCCACCACGACUCCAAUGAAGUGGCCCUGCCCAUUCUCAACUAUGUGUUUGCGUUGCUGCAUCAUGUGGAGGGCUCCAAGACGCAGCCACGCGUGAAUAGCGAGGGUGUCGUCCAGCCCAUUGAGUACACCUACCUGACGCGUGCCGUGCGUGUGACCAAUGUGCGGUACCACAAGAUGCCCAUCGAGCAGCCGCCUGCCUAUAGCUUUGUGCCCUCCGCACCGGAUGCCAGACACCUUAGAGCGGUGUUCGAUUCGAAAGUGCCUCAUGUCCAGACGGAGCAACUGUUCGCGCAACUGGAAAAGCUGCCAGAGGAUCUGCGCGUGUACUUUCUGGCCAUUGUCUACUGGUUGCAUCGCUCGGAGCACUGCGACCUGCUGCAUCUGCAUGCCCUGCUCCUCUGUUUGGUUGUGCUGCGAACCAUAGAUGUGACCAUACCCGCCGAGAGGGAGGUCAAGUCUUUCCAUCGCCGUUUUGGCAAGAUCCUCAAGCAGGAGCGGGCAGUGCGGGACAAGGAAGCAGCCGAUGGCAUCAAGCGGGGUGUGAAACCCUCCCUGCUGGCACUGCCCGUGCCCGAGAGGAUGUCGCAUGUGCCCAAAUCAGACUGUUACCUGGUGCAGGAGCGCCUCCUGCCCCACUUUCACAUGCAGGAGAUCUUCAAGAAGAAGUUCGAUCUGUACUCGACAACGGUGCUGCAUGCCUUCGCCGAGUUUCAGGCUGUGGUCUAUCAACUAAACGGGCUGAACUCCCUGCUGGAUCACCCACUGCCGAGUCCUCGCAUGAACCAGCUCUACUGCGGCGCCCUUCUCUACAAUCUCUACGAUCUGCUGCGGAAUCGGCCGGAUGUGCGCUACCAUGUGCAGCACUACCUGCUCUCCGACUCCCAGUUGAUGUUUGACUUUUAUUGCUUUCUGUUUGACUGGUGUGCGGCUUUCAUUCCCAACUGGAAGCAGACGGAUGUGGAUCAGGCCGGCCAAAAAGUCCAGCAAAAGAAACGCUUCAAAAAGGAGCGACAGGCGGCGAGGAAAGCAGCAGAGGCAGCAGCGGCUGACUCCACAGCGACAGCAGAUCCCAAUGCGGAUAUGCUACGAACGGGAGAGGAGCCCCAGGCCGAGGAUGAUUUUUACGAUUUAAAUAACAAAUUCUGUGCGCUUAAAGUUUCUUAACAAGUCGUCGGCUGUCUCUGCAGAGAGCCUCUGUCCCUGCCCCUGGAAGCCGUGCAUGUACCAGGAAUUUAAUUGUAAAUUGCUAAUUAAAUCAAUUUUGAAUUGUU